Messenger RNA from Parnassius apollo (apollo), 234 nucleotides. The record is from the annotation of a GenBank genome assembly. NCBI's taxonomy places the organism in Eukaryota, Metazoa, Arthropoda, Insecta, Lepidoptera, Papilionidae.
AUGCCGCCUCUUUUUAAUUAUUGCGAAUCCGGCGUUGUGCUUUUCAGACAUCUCGUUCACCACUGGGAGCUAGCGUGGGGCAAUCGCAUCAUUGAGGAGAGUGAUGAGAAGCCGCCCUGUGUUGACACCGACAGUGAAUUUGAAGACCACGAGAGCGAGGAUGGCAUCCAGAGCAAUGAGGAAGAUGGUUUUGUGGACGAUGUGAGGGAAGAAGAAGUAAUAACUCCUUUCUAA